This is a messenger RNA of Malus domestica (apple), 3305 nucleotides long. RefSeq lists its product as uncharacterized. The record is from RefSeq and is a predicted model, not a curated record. Lineage: Eukaryota; Viridiplantae; Streptophyta; Magnoliopsida; Rosales; Rosaceae.
CGGCUUUUGGCUUUUGGCUUUUGCGUUUGGGGUUUGGAUUUGCCCACAAACAAUUCCAUGCCAAUUUGCCAACAACAUACACAGGAAAGAAAAGAAAACAGACCAACAUGUGAUGUGGUUUUCAACCGCAGCCAACCGGUCAGAAAAUUCGGGAUAAUGCGAUAUUCAUGACCCACAAUUUUUUUUUUAUUACUUUUUUCUUUCUGUUAAUUUUUUUUUUGGUAAUUCUUUCUGUUAAUUUAUUCAACAAAUUUGGGGGACCAACGCCAAAUCUUCAAUCACUACCCAACAUCCAUUUUCUUACACCAAAAAGGAAAACAGAUGGAAACCAGAGGAAUUGCAACCAAAACAGACGAGUUUCGCACAAGAAGAAAGAAGAAGCCUGCUGAUUUUUGAAACAACCACAAUAAGUGCUUUUGGCGUUUGGCUUUUCUGUUUCUAGUUUUCUGAGGAAAAGGGAUGCUGCAUUGGGUUUUAUGGAAAGCCAUGAGCUGCUUAUUUCCCAUUGUUAGCUGCGUGAAGAAGACAUGGCUUUCUACCUAUCCCAUUCGAGAUCCUGAUUUCUGCUUGAUUUCCCAUAUGUCUGAUGAAGAAAUAGUUGGGAUGCAAAUGCAUUUGGUAGGGAUAGUAUCAUAGCUUCUAGUAUUAGUGGGAAUUGGAAUUAGAUUGUUAGAAAUUUAGAACUACUUCUUUAGUUAGGGGGACCGAGGCAAGUAAAGUCUUUGGUAGCACAGUAAUGAUUGGGCAACUUGGAACCAUUUGGUAACUCGGAACAUAGAAAUGCAGUUUGAUUUUUAUGCAUAAAUACACCGAGAAAGCAGAAAAAGAAAACACAUUAUAAAAAAAAAAAAAAUCAAGCUAAAUAAAGCAUUCACCUUGAAAUAUUUGAAGAUGGGCUUGCCUCAAGUGUCUUCUAGCAGCAUUGCCGAGGAAGUGACAGCGUCUCUGUGCACAUUUAUGCAACCUCAACCUAGAGUUGCUGGAAUGAGCACCUGUGAUCUGAGUGGGAUGCAUGGAGGAAACCUGGGAAACCAUGUGCAGGUGGAUUUCACAUGCUCUUCUUUUGGAGAGUUUCAAAGGAAAUCCAUCACGGAGAUUCCAAAUAGACCAGAUUCUGCCAAUGCACGUAAAGAUGUUAGUAGAUCAAGCAUGCAUGCAUCGAAGAUGAACUCUACGGAACAAUACUUUUGGUCAAGUCAGAGAAGCGGGCAGAAUACCCAGACACCUGUUCCUAGGGUUGUUGGUUUUGAACCAAGAAUAUUGGAUUCUCCUCUUAAUUUCUUUAAUGGAAACCAAUAUUCUUCAAGUUCACUGACUGUCACAGGGGACACAACUGAGGCUGCUGGGUCAGCGCACAGGAAGCAGUUAUUGUCUCCUUUGAAUGGAAUGCUUCCCAAGGAUCAGUUUAAUGGUGAUUCUCUAGACAUUGGAGAUGGGAUUCAUAAGAGUGGCUCUUGGGGAUACAAUGGUAGUUCUAAUGUUCCCACUCAAGAGCAUAAGAAAGCUCAUCUUGGCAACUCCAGUUAUUUUAAUUCUACAAUCUGGUCUGCAUCUUGUUCCCCGGAGUGGAAAAGUUCACCGGAUCACAACUGCAAUACAAACUCCUCUUUUGUAUUUGAUGGUCCUUUGCUUGAAAGCAAAGAGCCACGAUCUCCGAAUCAGUUCAUAUCACCAUCUGGACUUGAUUGCUCUGGAGAAACAAUUAAGGUGAGGUCACAAUCAGGUGCUAUAGACAUAUCUUCAAGAAAAGUUGUGUUGCCUACACUUUCUCUCUCUCCUCUUGGUCCAAGGUUUUCUGAAAGAGUGAAAUCUCGAGAAUUAUGCAGGGGUUCUACGCCAAAGAUAGAUGAUAACAGUAUAACUCUAAAGGACAUAGAACAGUCACUUGAUGGAACAAUCUCAGGCAUAGCAUCAUCAUCCUGGAAAGAGGAGGCCUUUAGGUUGCUAAGUGACUCGUCCGAAGAUGUUCAUGUUCAGCAGAAAAUGGUUGACCUCUUUAGUUCUAAGAGUUCUACACCUGGGAUGGUGCAUCAAUGGAAUCAGGACUUGAAACCGAAGCCUAAAUGUGUUAAACUAGUACGAUCACCUACUGGACUGCCUGUUAGAAGGUCAUUGAUUGGUUCAUUUGAGGAAUCCCUGUUGUCUGGUCGAUUAUUGUCUGCAAAGGUUGGUCAGAGAAUUGAUGGUUUUCUUGCUCUUCUGAAUGUCACCGGGGGGAGUUUCUCGCCCAAAACACAGAAACUUCCAUUUGCAGUGACCAGUGUGGAUGGAGAUAACUAUUUACUAUAUUAUUCAUCAAUAAGUCUUGCUGGGAGUACGACACCAAACAAUUAUGGAAGCCCCAGGAUGAAGAGGAGCCUUAGCAUGGAUGAUUCACAAGCAGACAAGAACCGUCUGAGGAUACCUAUGAAAGGCCGCAUACAACUGGUUCUCAGCAAUCCAGAAAAGACACCUAUUCACACCUUCUUCUGUAAUUACGAUUUGAGUGACAUGCCUGCUGGAACCAAGACGUUUUUGCGCCAAAAGAUCACUCUAGCCUCUUCUGAACCAAGCUCUAAGGCUGGGAAUGGAAGACAUGCUGAUCCUGAUAAAGAAAAUGAUGCCAAGCCAUCUUCGAUCCUAGAUGCUGCGAAUUCAUUGCAGCUUAGUGACAAUGAUGUGGAUUCAAACGGGUUUAAGGAUGUAGCGAAUCAGUACCGAAGAGAGAGGGAACACACAAAGCCCUGUUUUCAUGGUGAAUCCGAUGGUUGUAGCCUUUGUAGGUAUGAAAAGACCAGUGAGAUUAAUGAAAGUAAUUCUCUGCUUAGCCCUUCAAAAGUGAGCAAGAAUACCGCUGGUGCUGGUGUUCUGCGUUAUGCUCUUCACCUUCGCUUCUCAUGCCUUUUUCCUAAGAAAUGCUCGAGGUCAGUCCAGAGAUGCAAGUUAGACCCGUUAUCUGGACAAGCGACAAACAGUUUCGACAUUGAAGGGGAGCGGCGAUUCUACUUGUAUAAUGAUUUGAGGGUCGUGUUCCCUCAGCGCCAGACGGAUGCUGAUGAGGGCAAGUUACAUGUGGAGUAUCAUUUCCCAUCGGAUCCAAAAUACUUUGAUAUCAGCAACUGAAGGGCAUACGAAUUCUCUGCUAAAAUAGACAGUUGCAUACUUGCAUUAUCUGUAGUCACUGUACAUAGUGAUAGUUGUACAUUCAAAUCUCCAGUCAUCUUUUGGGGCAAUUCCCCAUUCAAUCUGUAAAUAACUGUAAUUAUCAAUAAUUAGUCUAUUUAAUAUGUUCUACAUGCUUGUAGAUAUAUGAUCACUUUGAUACA